This is a messenger RNA of Capsicum annuum, 978 nucleotides long. RefSeq lists its product as uncharacterized. Bases 55 to 405 code for a protein of 116 amino acids. The record is from RefSeq and is a predicted model, not a curated record. The transcript has 3 exons. NCBI's taxonomy places the organism in Eukaryota, Viridiplantae, Streptophyta, Magnoliopsida, Solanales, Solanaceae.
GCCCCUUAAACCCUGAAAUCUGAAUCUCACAGUAGGACAAAGCAAAUUUGAGUGAUGGCGAGGCGCUGUAUAUCGAUAUCUCGAACUCUUCUCUCCACCGGACCAUCAACCACACUCAGUUCCUCUCCAACUUUACAAUCUCUUCUCGGCCAGCGCAUUCAAUCUCGCCGUUCUCUUUCCACUAUCCUCACCAGGACUAACGGAGUACUUGGCUGCGCUCAAUCCCUGUUACCGCUUCACAGCGUGGUGGCAGCUACCCGUCUGACAUCACACAUCCAAAUGGAGGCGCGCACUUGUUGCCAGUUGUCUCAGGUGGACCAUUCUGCUCGACACUAUAACUUCUGCAAGGGAAAAGUGACAAAGUUAGCAAGCACGAUUAAUACAUGCAAAUUGUUAUCCAGCUGACGUUCCCAGUAGCUUGUGUUCACCUUCAAAUGCUUUGCCCCCCAUUACUGAGGUCAAGGGACUUGUGACUUUGAUUACAGGUCGAGCCUUGCAACAAGUGAACUAACUUUGGUAUUUAAGUGGAGAAGGGUAGAGGGACACCUGUCCUUGAGUUUCAAAGGGCGUGGUUUGCUCCAAACAAAUUUCGUGCUCAUCACAAAAAAAAAAAAAGUUGGUCAUUUUUGUCCACUUGGAUGAAAAACUUCUUUGGAUGAAAAAACAUUUUUCUUAAAAAAAUGAAAGACGUUCUGGAGUGAGGUUUCUAUCGGCGAAUUCCGGAGCUGAAAUCUAUUAUAUGCAGCUACCUAACUAUGAUGCUGAAAUUGAUACAGAUGUUUUCGUGGUCAACAAUUGUGAGUUCUUUAGUCUCGCUCGGUUGGUUCAAAGUAUUGGGCCUUUUGAUUGUGCUUUCACCCAUUAGCUGAGUAAUCACUUUCCACAAUAUCUGGUCAAGUGGGGCUUUUUCAUGUGUCAUUUGACUCAAAACAUUUGACUUGUUAAUUAAUGCAAGGUACACGUUUUGUCUUUGAGCAA